AUGUCGUCUCAAACAGGUUCAGAAAUCCCUCUCACGGCAGCAGCUGUUUCUCCGGCACUUGAUGAUGAAACUUCUCCGGUGCUUGAUAAUGGAAUGGGUGAUAUUGCGCACAACUUCAGCGAAAGACAUGCCCUGAAGCAAGGUCUUCACCAACGGCACAUUCAGAUGAUCGGUUUGGCCGGCACAGUCGGCUCGGGGCUAUUCCUCAACUCUGGCCAAGCGCUCGCAAUGGGAGGGCCUCUAGGUGCCUUCCUUGGGUACUCUAUUAUCGGCCUCACUGUUUCUAGUGUCAUCCUCGUUGUUGGAGAGAUGGGCGCUUUAGUGCCUCUUAGUGGAGGCCUCGUUCGGUAUUCAGAAUUCUUCUUCGACCCUGCCAUGUCCUUCGCGAACGGAUGGAAUCAAGUAUACUCAUACUUGGUGACUAUCCCUGCCGAGAUCGUGGCGGCUUCGAUCUUAAUUCAAUUCUGGAUCACUGUCAGCAGCGCAAUAUGGAUCACUGUUUUCAGCAUACUGAUACUCGUCACUGCGCUGGUUUUCAUCAGAGUUUUUGGGGAGAUUGAGUUCGUAUUUGCGAUCCUGAAGAUCUUACUGAUUCUUGGGAUAAAUAUUAUGGCACUUGUGAUUACGUGCGGUGGAGGACCAAGUGGCGAAUCGAUUGGAUUCAAAUACUGGGGAAAUCCAGGACCCUUUGUUCAAUACCUUGGUAUCAAGGGUGCUUUGGGUCGAUUCCUCGGUUUCUGGUCAACUCUGAACAAUGCAGUGUUUGCAUACACUGGAGCUCAAAAUAUUACCCUUGUUGGAGCUGAGACAAGAUCUCCAAGACACGCCAUCCCAAAGGCAACAAAGCGCAUCUUGGUCCGCAUCUUGCUCUUCUAUGUCCUGUCCAUAUUUAUGAUUGGAUUGGUAAUUCCUUCUAAUGACCCCAAUCUCCUUCAUUUAACUGGCACAGCUUCCGAAUCCCCAUUUGUUAUAGCCGCUCGUCGGGCAGGGAUACAGGAUAUACCCUCGAUUAUAAAUGCCGCUAUACUCACUUCGGCCUGGUCAGCUGGCAAUUCAUUUAUCCUUUUCGGCUCCCGAAUUCUCUUUGGCAUGGCAAUGCAAGGACAUGCUCCUGCGGUCUUCGCUCGGCUGAACCGAUUCAAGGUGCCUUACGUGGCCGUCAGCCUCUUCGGGGUCUUUAUGUCCUUGGGGUAUAUGGUCGUCUCUAAUUCAGCAAACAUAGUCUUCAGCUGGUUGCAGGCCGUUGUGGCGAUCUCUACUUUGGUGGACUGGGGAAUUAUCUGUGUCGUAUAUCUCCGAUUCUACUACGGUUGCAAGAAGCAGGGGAUCGACCGCCACAGAGAACUUCCGUGGGCUGCCCCUUUUCAACCUUAUUCGACCUGGGCUUCGCUUGUGCUGAUCCUUCUUUUACUUUUAACUGGGGGUUUCAGCACAUUUAUUCACAGCCACUGGAAUACUGAAACAUUUAUCUCGUCCUACAUCAACAUUCCAAUCAUCCUGGCUCUAUACUUUGGCUACAAAUGGUGGAAGAAAACACGUAUCAUCGCUUUGGUGAACAUUCCGAUUAUCGGCUUGAUGCAGUUCUACCUCAGCGAAGAAAACGUCGAGCCUGAACCACCACGCAAAAAGGGACUUGCUAAACUCAACAUUCUCUGGUCAUAA
This is a messenger RNA of Penicillium lagena, 1662 nucleotides long. Its product is annotated as putative amino acid permease. The coding region runs from base 1 to 1662 and encodes 553 amino acids. The record is from RefSeq and is a predicted model, not a curated record. Gene Ontology annotation, biological process: amino acid transmembrane transport. Gene Ontology annotation, molecular function: amino acid transmembrane transporter activity. NCBI's taxonomy places the organism in Eukaryota, Fungi, Ascomycota, Eurotiomycetes, Eurotiales, Aspergillaceae. Gene Ontology annotation, cellular component: membrane. The transcript has a single exon.